AAAAAAGGGGACGCAGCCAACUCCGCCCUUCUCCAAACCAACGACGAUGCGAUAAGAAUAACCAGGCGAAAACACACAAAGUAGAACUCAUCUUUCACAUAGUUUUAUAAUAUUCUGUAUGGUUAUUGUCACAUUCAACCCCUGAAGUUUCUACGUAUUCAAACGGUUGCCUGGUUACAGUAGAACGAAGUCCCGCCCCGACUAUAAGUUUAUAUUUCAUGAAAUGUUAUUCGGUUGGUCUGUUAUUGUGCUUUAGCACGAGUUUUAAAAAAUGUAUCUCCAUUUCAUAUAUAUAUAUAUAUAUGUGUACUUUGUGUUUUUAAAUAACAAAACAUGUUGGUUGUAAAAGAGUGAGAUUUGCAACUCUCGCGAUAACUCGCGUUGCUUAGCAUGACCCAGAUUAGAGUGCUACCAAAAGUUAGCCUAUAAAACUCAAGCGAGCUCGACAGCUGUAGACAGACUUCCUUUGGUCCUGUAAUGAUGACUCGACUCGAGUGCCUUUUGCUGGACUAUAUGGCACGCAUACAUUUGUGACUGUGUCACGGUGCAGUCGGUAACGACAGAGCAGUGUCUGUUUUAGCUAGGUAGCACUUUGAGCUAGGAUUCCCGUUAGCAACCAGUGGUAGGUAACGUAGCAACUGCAGACGCUUGUUUCAUCCACUGCUGCUGUCACCGAAGCCUCGUCUAAUCUACAGGGGAUCAAGAGCAAACAUCCACGAUGAGACUGAAAACAUGGCUCUUAAAGGAACCAAAACAUGAGGAACUUGUGAGCUGUGUUGGCUGGACUACAGCAGAUGAACUGUACUCAUGCAGUGAGGACCACCAGAUCCUCAAAUGGAACCUGCUGACCAGUGAGACCAGUCUAGUUGUCAAAUUGCCAGAGGAAAUUUACCCUAUUGAUCUUCACUGGUUCCCCAAAACUGUUGGUGUCAAGAAACAGACCCAGGCUGAGGUCUUUGUCCUUACCAGCUCUGAUGGAAAGUUCCACCUGGUCUCAAAGAUAGGGCGUAUCGAGAAGAGUGUUGAAGCACAUAAUGGAGCUGUUUUGGCUGGAAGAUGGAACUAUGAUGGCACUGCUCUUAUCACAGCUGGAGAAGAUGGACAGAUCAAGAUCUGGUCAAAAAGUGGUAUGCUGCGCUCAACACUAACCAGCCAAGGGUCUCCUGUGUAUUCUGUGGCCUGGGGUCCGGAUUCAGACAGAAUACUGUAUACAUCAGGAAAACAGCUAGUCAUCAAGCCUCUGCAACCCAGUGCAAAAGUCUUACAGUGGAAGGCUCAUGAUGGAAUUAUCCUGAAGGUGGACUGGAAUUCAGUCAAUGACUUCAUUCUCUCAGGUGGUGAAGACUGUAAAUAUAAGGUAUGGGACAGCUUUGGCCGUCUGCUUUACUCCUCAUCAUCACACGACUACCCAGUCACCUCUGUGUCCUGGGCUCCAGACGGAGAGGUGUUUGCCAUGGGCUCCUUCAACACCCUGCGGCUCUGUGACAAGACUGGAUGGUCCUAUGCCUUGGAGAAGCCCAACACAGGCAGUGUGUUCACCAUUUCCUGGUCUGCAGACGGCACUCAGCUGGCUGGGGCCUGUGGCAAUGGACAUGUCAUCUUUGCCCAUGUGGUGGAGCAGCACUGGGAGUGGAAGAACUUUGUGGUCACUCUUACAAAGAGGCGAACCAUGCAGGUGAGGAAUGUGACCAACGAUGCAGUGGACAUAUUAGAGUUUAGAGAUCGUGUCAUCAAAGCUUCAUUGGCAUAUGGUCACCUGGUCGUUGCCACUUCCCUCCAGUGCUAUGUUUACAACUCAAGAAACUGGAACACUCCACUCAUCUUUGAGCUGAAGGAGGGAACCGUGAGCCUCAUCCAGCAAGCAGAGAAACACUUUCUUCUUGUGGAUGGAGCAGGGUUGUAUAUGUUUUCCUAUGAGGGUCAACUGAUAUCCUCCCCCAAGUUCCCUGGCAUGAGAGCUGACAUCCUGAACGCCCAGGGUGUCUCGCUCAGUAACGACACCAUUGCCAUCCGGGAUAAGCGAGAUGAAAAAGUCAUCCUUCUCUUUGAUGCCUUGACUGGGAAAGCCCUUAGUGACGGGAAGCCCUUGACCCACAAGUUGGAGGUGGUGGAGAUAGCUCUGGACCAGUGUGGCCCAUCCACAGAAAGGAAGAUUGCCCUUAUAGACAAGAACCGUGACCUUUACUUAACCUCUGUGCGUCAUCUUGGGCGAGAACCCAAAAUCUGCAAAAUUGGUAGCAUGGUUCACAGUAUGGCGUGGAAUGACACUGCUAACAUCCUGUGUGGGAUCCAAGACAGCCAGUUCACAGUGUGGUACUACCCCAGUGCGGUCUUCACUGACAAAGAACUGCUGCCAAAAACACUUUACAUAAAGGAUGGCAGUGAGUUCAGUCGAGCCCCCCACAUACUGAGCUAUGUCGGUACCAUGGUGACAUUACGCCAAGGAGACGGUUCACUGGUGUAUAGCAGUGUACCUCCCUACUCAACCGUGCUCCACGAAUACAGCACAUCUGCACGCUGGGAGGAUGCGCUGCGCCUCUGCCGCUUCGCCAAGGACCAGUCUCUGUGGGCGUGUCUUGCGGCAAUGUCUUUGGCAAACAGGGAGCUGACUACAGCAGAGAUGGCCUAUGCUGCCAUUGGAGAGUUACCAAGAGUGCAGUACAUCAAACGUAUAAAGGAGCAGCCGUCCAAGGAGUCUUCUUUGGCCCACAUGCUGUUGUUCAGUGGUCAGGUCAAGGAGGCUGAGGCCACUCUUUUACAAGCCGGCCUCAUCUACCGUGCCAUCCAAGUCAACAUUGACCUUUUCAACUGGGAGAGGGCACUAGAGUUGGCAGUCAAACACAAGACUCAUGUGGACACCGUGUUGGCCUAUAGAGAGAAGUUCCUCAAGAAAUUUGCCAGAAAGGAGACCAAUAAGAGAUUCCUGCAGUAUGCUGAAGGGGUGGAGGUGGAUUGGGAGAAAAUCCAGGCGAAGAUAGAGAUGGAGUUGUCUAAAGAACGAGAGAAAGCCGCGAACGCCUCUGUGAGGAGCAGUGUGGCAGCUCGCCGUUAAUGUGCAGGAGACUUUCCUCUGAAACACCAGCUUUUGUAAAAAUGUUUUUUUUCCAAUGGAAUAACUUUUUUGUGAUUUUUGUUGUUGAUGUGUGAUUGGGCUUCAGUGGAUACAAACAUUGUAACAUUAUUUAUACACUGCGUCCUUCAUCUGUCGAGCAAUACUAUCAGACCUGACUGAGGGAGAAUGAGUACAAUGGUAAUGCAGGGUUGGGAUGACAAGGUUUUACUGAGUUGUAGACUUCACCUCUGAAUCAUUUUGUGGGCGCUUCUUUGUGUUUUCAGUCAUAUUUUAACCUGUUUGACCCACUUUACUAGCGCAGUGUUGUUGUUGUUACCUGCUUCUGUCAAAUCACCUCCUGUGUGCAGUGCAGAAUUGUCACCAGGUGAUGAGAUCUAAGCACAGCUACUCAGAGAAGUACUGUACAUAAAGAGUUGCUUGAAUCUUCUCAUUCUUCUUCUAAUAAUGUCAGCAGGCUGUACAGUGAGUGCUGUAAUGUUGCUGCCCUCCACAGUUCAAAGUUCAUAAUCACAGUUGUCUUCUCAUCCUCCCUCAUCACAGUUCUCAUCUGCACUCUCUUCUUGCUCUUGUUCUUGUUUUUGUUCUUCUUCUAAUAAUAAUAAUAAUGCCGCCCUCCACAGUUCAAAGUUCUUGAUCGGUUCUUGGUGGCAUCAGAACUUUAAUUUUAAAAAACGUAAAGGGAACAUUUGGAGGUGUGAAAACUUUGAAUGUAGAAUAUAUCAUGUCCACACUAUUACAGUAUAAACUUGCUUUGAAAUAUAAAACAUUUGCAAAUUUUUACACGACAUCCCAUUGCUGUGGGUCACUGAUUUAACUGUCCAUAGUAUCAUGAACUCAAAAAGAAAUUCAGUAAAUCAAGCUCAAGAUUAAGUCUUAUCUUUUUUUUUUUUUCCCAUUUGUCAAAAGUAACUUAGUAUGUUCAGUCAUGCACAAACAUAUUGCUUGUUUUUGUUUCUGAUGUUUGUUUUAUAUCAAGAUAUAUUUUUACAGUUGAUGUGUUUUACAUAUAUAUUCAAAUGCCUUCUGUAAAGAAUCUCAACUAAUAAAACAGAAAUUCUGAGU
Messenger RNA from Solea solea (common sole), 4135 nucleotides. RefSeq names its product intraflagellar transport 80 homolog (Chlamydomonas) (gene ift80). Gene Ontology annotation, biological process: cilium assembly. The record is from RefSeq and is a predicted model, not a curated record. Gene Ontology annotation, cellular component: intraciliary transport particle B; cilium; centrosome. The transcript has 20 exons. Gene Ontology annotation, molecular function: protein binding. Bases 719 to 3052 code for a protein of 777 amino acids. NCBI's taxonomy places the organism in Eukaryota, Metazoa, Chordata, Actinopteri, Pleuronectiformes, Soleidae.